AUGAGUGUAUUGAUUCCAAGUAAUUCUACAAAUAAAUUUAAAGAGCCAAGUUUUAUAGGCUAUAAAGAAGGUGUAAAUCCAUGUAAAUACGGUGAACCGGCAAAAGGUUUCGAUCAAAAGCCAUUGAUAUGUAGUUCAUCAGAUUCAUUGGCAUGUCCUAAAGGAUUCUUUUGCCAUAUUGGAGCUUCUCGGGCGGGAACAGUUUGCUGUGAACGAUCUGGGCUAGCAGAUCCCUGCAGUUUGCCGUUGGAGGAAGGUGAAGGAAGUAUGCGGUUAAAACGUUAUCAUUACGAUGAUAACUCUAGGAACUGCCAGAAAUUUAUUUAUCGCGGGAUGAAAGGCAAUGAAAACAGUUUCCUUACUUACAAAGAAUGCAAGCAAAAUUGCAUGCGAUGGGAUUCGGUUUGUGAAAUAUCACCAAAAUCCUCGGAACAUCGUAGUUGUUCAGUGGAUCGUCGUGAAUGCGGUGACAAACAAUGGUGUCACAUUGGUACCGACAUUUAUUCAACGCUAUGUUGCGCUGGAGCAUCAAGCGAUCCCUGUGAAUUGCCUGUUGUACGAGGUAAAGGCAAUCAAACAAUCAUUCGAUGGUAUGCAGAUCCAAAUGAUCAUUCUUGUACUCGAGAAUGCAAAACAUUCAUUUAUAAAGGUUUAAAAGGAAAUCAAAAUAAUUUCCUUACUAAAGAAGAAUGCGAACAACAAUGUAAACGAAAUUGUGAAAAUCCAUGUGAUACUGGUGUAAUGCUUCUGACACCACGGCAUAUACCACUUUUUUGCUCCUCAACGAAUAUUUGUCCACCUAAUUAUUGGUGUCACAUUGGUGCAUAUACGGAUACCACUGUUUGUUGUCCAGAAAGUAUAAAUCGUUGUGAGCAACCAAUGAUGGAAGGUAUUGGUAACAACAAUUUACUGAGAUGGUAUUUUGAGAAGACCACACACAAAUGCAUUACAUUUUACUAUCGUGGAAAAGGAGGAAAUCAAAAUUCCUUUUUGACAGAAGAUGAAUGCAAAAAUGCAUGUCCUGCAUAUGAGAAUCCGUGCGGUAAUGGAGAACCGCUUUUGAUAGAUGGUAAACCAAAAAAAUGUAAUCCGGAAGAACGUUGCCCCCAGACAUACUACUGUCACAUUGGAGUGAAUGAAACACAGAACUUCUGUUGUCACAAAAACGGAGAUGUGUGUGAUCAUCCAAUGGAUCAAGGAGAAGGACAGUCUUUGCUUUUAAGAUAUUAUUAUGAUAAGGAUUCCCAUCGUUGUCGUGAAUUUACUUAUUUUGGUUCAAGAGGAAAUGCGAAUAAUUUUUUGAAUGAAGAAGAUUGUGAAGCAACAUGUCCUGUAGUGCCAAAUCCAUGUGCAUAUGGUAGACCACUUACCAAUGAUCAAAAUGAACCCGUAAUUUGUGGUGGUAGUGAAAGUUGUCCCGAUAAUUACUUCUGCAUAUUGGAGGUUCUCCAGAGACAACAAACUGUUGCCCAGGAUGUUUGUCUUCAGUAUAUUAUUGUUAUCAACAAACUUGAUAUUGCAGCUAAUGGCACAUGUGAAUUGCAAUUAGAAAUUGGCAAAGGUAAUGAGCAACUACAAAGAUGGUAUUUUGAUCGAGAACAACAAAUGUGUCAUCGAUUUGUUUAUCGCGGUCUUUACGGCAAUGCUAACAAUUUCAUUACAUUGGAGACCUGUCAACAGAAUUGCGAGGAAAUGAAUCCAUGUGGAAAUGGGACACCGCUGACGGAUCAUGAGGGAAUGCGAAUUUUUUGCGGAUCAAAUGGAUCAGAUGAUUGCCCAAACGAUUAUUUCUGUCAUAAAGGGUCAUCAUCUUUAACGACGCAAUGCUGUCCUCGACAAGGUAAAAAUCCAUGUGAACAGGUGUUAUCUAUUGGGUAUGGCGAUGAAGAGAUUCCAAGAUGGUUCUAUGAUUUGAAUAGUAAAAAGUGCUUAGAAUUUAUCUAUGGUGGUUUGGGUGGCAAUGAAAAUAAUUUUCUUUCACGGGAAAGUUGUGAUGAAUUUUGUAAAGCAAGAGAGGAUUAUUGUCCUCAUGGUGAUCCGCUUAUGGAAGCAUCUGAGAAUACUUUGGCCAAAUGUGGAGUGGAUAUUGCAUGUCCGCUGGGAUUCAUAUGCAACAUGAAUGUUAAGAAAAAUACUACUGCAUGUUGUCGGGAUCCUGCAAAUUUCUGUCUGCAGCCAAUGGAUUCAGGACGGCAAUGCAAGGAAUUUGAAAUACGAUAUGGAUAUGAUCCAGAAUUAGAUGAUUGUGUCUAUUACCGAUAUGGAGGUUGUGGUGGUACGUUGAAUAAUUUUGAAACAUUGGAAAAAUGCACCGAAAUUUGUUGCAAAAAUGAUUGA
Loa loa (African eye worm) is the source of this 2337-nucleotide messenger RNA. RefSeq names its product kunitz/Bovine pancreatic trypsin inhibitor domain-containing protein. Gene Ontology annotation, molecular function: serine-type endopeptidase inhibitor activity. The record is from RefSeq and is a predicted model, not a curated record. NCBI's taxonomy places the organism in Eukaryota, Metazoa, Nematoda, Chromadorea, Rhabditida, Onchocercidae. The transcript is spliced from 15 exons. The coding region runs from base 1 to 2337 and encodes 778 amino acids.